AUGCCAGCCUCUCAGAAUAUCCCUCCCAUCGUGGAGCCUUUCGUUUCAGACCGGGCAUUAAAGAUGUUGGACGUGGUCGAGAAGUUCGUCGAGGAAGAAGCCAUCCCCGCCGACCCAGUGUACUCAUCUCAAAUCGGCAUCGGCGAGGCGCGAUGGCAAGGUCACCCAUCUAUCAUGGACGACUUGAAACGCAAAGCCCGCGCAGCAGGGAUCUGGAACAUGUUCCUGCCCAAGAACCAUUUCAAAGAAGGCCCGCAAUUCACCAAUGUCGAGUACGGUCUCAUGGCGGAGCAAUUGGGCAAGAGUAUCACAGCAAGUGAGUCAUGUAACUGCGCCGCGCCCGACACAGGCAACAUGGAAGUCAUCGCGCGGUACGGCACGGCCGCACAGAAAGAAAAAUGGCUCAAACCCUUGAUGGCAGGCGAGAUCCGCUCCGGCUUCCUCAUGACAGAACCCGACAUCGCCUCGUCAGAUGCGUCGAACAUCCAACUUCGCAUGCAGCGCCAGGGCGACUCUUACAUCCUCAACGGCUCGAAAUGGUGGUCUUCCGGCUCCGGCGACGACCGCUGCAAGAUCUUCAUCGUCAUGGGCAAGACCGACCCCAACAACCCGGACAAAUACAAGCAGCAAUCCAUGCUGUUGGUUCCCGCAGAUACCCCUGGAAUCAAGGUGCACCGUAUGCUCAGCGUAUACGGCUACGACGACGCCCCCCACGGCCACGGCCACAUAACAUUCACCAACGUCAAAGUCCCCGUCGACUCUCUGUUGCUAGGUGAAGGCCGGGGCAACGAAAUUAUGCAAGGCCGCCUCGGCCCCGGACGCAUCCACCACGCCAUGCGCGCCAUCGGUGCCGCCGAACGCGCACUAGAAUGGCUGAUCAACAGACUUAACGACAAACGCAAGAUCCCCUUUGGUAAACCGUUGAGCGAACAUGGGGUCCUGCUCGAAUGGGUUGCAAAAGCGCGCAUCGAGAUCGAUGCAUCCCGUCUGAUCGUGCUCAACGCCGCGAUCAAGAUCGACCAGCGUGACGCUAAGCACGCUCUCAAGGAGAUUGCAGAGGCCAAAGUCAAGGUCCCGCAGGUUGCACUUGAGGUGAUUGAUCGCGCGAUCCAGGCUCAUGGCGCCAUGGGUGUUUGUCAGGAUACCCCACUGGCGUAUAUGUGGGCUCACCUCCGGACAUUGAGAAUUGCUGAUGGGCCGGAUGAAGCACAUCUGAGCCAACUCGGUCGUCGCGAGAAUAGGCAGCGCAAGGACGAGAUCCAGGCAAGGAUCGCAAAACAGCAGAGCAAGACGGCGCAACUUUUCCAGUCUCUAGGAUUAGAACGGCAGGAGUUGGGCGCGGCAAAGUUCAAGGCGAAGCUGUAG
Exophiala viscosa is the source of this 1365-nucleotide messenger RNA. Its product is annotated as acyl-CoA dehydrogenase/oxidase. Gene Ontology annotation, molecular function: acyl-CoA dehydrogenase activity; flavin adenine dinucleotide binding. Gene Ontology annotation, cellular component: cytoplasm. The transcript has 5 exons. Bases 1 to 1365 code for a protein of 454 amino acids. Gene Ontology annotation, biological process: fatty acid beta-oxidation using acyl-CoA dehydrogenase. Lineage: Eukaryota; Fungi; Ascomycota; Eurotiomycetes; Chaetothyriales; Herpotrichiellaceae. The record is from RefSeq and is a predicted model, not a curated record.